Symbiodinium sp. CCMP2456 is the source of this 1047-nucleotide messenger RNA. NCBI's taxonomy places the organism in Eukaryota, Dinophyceae, Suessiales, Symbiodiniaceae. The record is from the annotation of a GenBank genome assembly.
AUGAAGGCGACUUCCCCAUCACGUUCAGAGGCAUCAACGGCGAGUCCCAGAAGUUUGGCUUCAUAUGAUUCCGACGGAGAUUCAGACAUGGAUCCGGGUCCGCAAAUUCCAGUUGCGGGGCCAGAGAAAGGGUUCUUCGCCGGGUUGUCGGAGGAGUGCAACUUGCUUGUGUACCUCCUCAAAGACAACCUCAAUACCGGUGCAACCCCUAUCGUCGUCAUGUACCUCGCCACAGCCACUGCGACCACCGGGGCUACCUGGAGCGGCGCCCUCGUUGCCGCCAUGAUUGGUCUUCUCUACCAGACCUUGUUCGACCUCGUGAACCAGUGGAGAGGUGUUGAGGAGGACAUUGUCAACAAACCUUGGCGGCCCAUUCCACAGGGCUUGAUGACUGUUUGUGGGUGCAAGAUGCGCAUUGGUGCUGUGGCCAUGGCAUGUCUGGCCGCAUCGUACCCUUACGAGCUGGCAAUGCCGUGCGUCUUGUGCUUUGCGGCAACAUUCGGCUAUGCGGUUGGAUGGGACAAGAACUUCAUCUUCAAAGCUUUCGUGUUCAUGCCCAUGAUCUUCAUGAUCCACUUUUACGUGCCCACUCGUUUGGCGCUCGGACGAGCUUCUGAUAGCAAAGCACUUUGGAAUUGGGUGGUCAGUUUCGCGGCCUACUACUCAAUUCCUUUUUUGCUUCAAGACCUUCGUGACGUCAAUGGUGAUGCCAAAUCAGGGCGUCGGACACUUCCAGUUUUGCUAGGUGCCCAAAACUUUCGAGCCAUGUUGUUUGUGUUAGUUGCCGUGCUAUCACCGCAGGGGUUUUAUGGGCUGCUGGAAGCUUUGUGGGCCCAGCAGCCGUGCUUGGCGUUGGUGUGCACUUUGUGGAAUUCCCUUUUCGCCCUAGCAAUCUUGUAUAUGCUCGCUACUAGUGACAGCGUGAAAGCAGACAGGCUCGCGUACAAGCUGGUGGUUCUCAUGUAUACAUUUGGUACAGCCCCUUGCUUCUACUUCAUUGUCCCCUCUGUUCUUGCGUCAGAAGUACCGCCUGGAUGUUCCAAAUAG